Prorocentrum cordatum is the source of this 2223-nucleotide messenger RNA. Lineage: Eukaryota; Dinophyceae; Prorocentrales; Prorocentraceae. The record is from the annotation of a GenBank genome assembly.
AUGGAGGUGACGCCUGAGAAGGCGGGCACCGCCGAUGUCGGAAUCGUCGGCAUCGGCGUCAUGGGCUCGAACCUGGCGCUCAACAUGCUGGACAGGGGCUUCAAGGUGGCCGUCUGGAACCUCGAGACGGAGGUUGCGGAGAGAUUCUUGGCGAUGCACGUGCCGAAGUAUGGGGCGGACAGGGUGCUGGCGGGCGCAACGUACGAGGACUUCGCCCAGCUCCUGUGCAAGCCGCGCAAAGCCCUCAUCCUCGUCACCGCUGGCAAGGCUACAGACGCCGUCAUCGAGAACCUCACCAGGGUGUUCGAGGACGGCGAUGUCAUCGUCGACACGGGCAAUGCCCACUUCAAGGAGCGGCACCGGCGGGGCGCCGAGGCCGCGCUGCGGCGGCUGUGCACGGCGGCGGGCUGGCUGCAGGCCGAGGGCCACGAUCUGCGCGCCGCGCUGGCGCUGCAGGCCGCUGCGGAAGGCGCGCUGACCGCGCUGGCGGGCGACGCCGAGGACCAGCAGCAGCCAGAAAAUCUGGAGCUGCUGCUUGCCGCCGUCUGGCCAACGGCCUCGCAGUGCCUCGCGCUCGCGGGUGGCGCGGGCGUCGCGGCGGCAGGCACGGCGGCCGCCGUCCGCGAGGGCCUCAUCGCCGUCGCGGAGCUGCUGCCGCUGGCUGGCGAGGGCCUGGAGAGCAGCGGCGUCGGCGGCGCCUCGGCGCUCAGCGAAGAGCUGCUUCAGGAAGUGGCUUGCGGUCUCGACCUGCUUCUCGUGGAGUUGUACGUGGGCCUCUGCCGCGUGAGGGACGCGCUGGCCCGCUCGAGCGAGGCCCAGGCGGUCGUGCAGAAGAUGCUCAAGGAUCAGCGAACGUUGGAGGGCGUCGCCCUGUGGAUGGCGACCAUAUUCGUGCGCAUCGUCGGCCCGCAGCAGCUCAGCGGCCAGCUCCUGUGGGAGUGGGUCGGGCACGAUGCGCCCUCCGUUUUCGCGCUCACGAUGGGGGUUUUGUCGCUCGACGCGCCGUCGGAAGUUCAGUUCAGCUCCGAGGUCAAUUGCCUCUUACCGGCCGACCUGCCAACGAUUCAGCACGCCAUCUGCAGGGCGCUGUUCGAGCUGACGUUGCCGGACGUUGCCUUCUUCUCCCUCCCGCCCCCCUGCUCCGACGACGAAGACCGUGAGUGGACCAUCGCGGAGCUGAACCGCGCCCUGGCACUCCACCGUGAGGCCCUCGCCACCGCCCUGGCUGCGUGCGGCAUGGUGCCGCUUGUCGUCGCGUGGCUGCGGCGCCUGCCGGAGGCUGCCGCCGCCUUCCUGGCCGCGCUGCUGCGGCAGCCCGCCGGGGCGCCCGCGCCAGGCGGCGCGCCUGCAGCGCUGUUGGAGGAGAGCCAGGCGCUCGCGGAACAGCUGCGUCAGUCGUCCGGCGAGCUCUGGCCUGCUCUCGCCGCCGGCUGUCCAGCGUCCGCGGGGCCCACCAGCAGCAUCUUUUUCGAGGACUGCGCGACGCUGGCCUUCGUGGCGCCCCCGGCCGCAGACGUCGCAGUGUACAUCAUCCAGAGGCUCAUCCCCCGCGCUGGCCCGAGCUCUCUGGCGGCCAUGGUGGCCCUGGCGGCCAACGCGUCCGUGCCGCCCGGCGUAGGGUCCCUCUCCGCCGCACUGGAAGGGGCGCCCAGUGAGACGGUGUGCCAGGUGCGCCGCCGCUUGGGCUCCCUGGGCGCCCCGCUGCGAGCCGACGGCCUGGCGCCCUGGAUCCCGCUCCUGCACGCCCCCGCGCGGGACGCGGCCGCCGGCGACCCCGCCGGCGACCCCGCCGGCGACUCCGCUGGCGAGGCCGGCGAGGCCAGCGAGGCCAGCGCAGAGGCCGUGGGCCGGCCGGGCGAGGCCGGCGGCGCGGUGCUGCGGAUGCUGCCGCCCGCGCGGGCGCCCGGCGCCUCGGCGGGGAGCCUGCGGGGCCUGCUCGGCGGGGUGCCCGCAGAGGUGGCGUGCGCCCUGGACGGCAGGCUGCUGCUGGACCCAGUGAGGACGCCGUAUGGCCACGUCUUCGAGCGGCCGGUCCUGGAGCGCGCCCUGGCAGAGGCGGAGGGGCGGUGCCCGCUGACCGGGCGGCCGCUGGAGCUGGCGCAGUGCACGAGGGCGCCCGAGGUUCGCCAGCACGCGCUGCAUGGGCCGCCGACGCCAGCAACAACGACACCGCGCAUGCGCCCGCGGCGCGCCAGCGCAUCGCGUGCGACGCGCCAGACUUAA